Messenger RNA from Penicillium brevicompactum, 1095 nucleotides. Its product is annotated as TatD family hydrolase. Gene Ontology annotation, molecular function: hydrolase activity, acting on ester bonds. The transcript has a single exon. The record is from RefSeq and is a predicted model, not a curated record. Bases 1 to 1095 code for a protein of 364 amino acids. Lineage: Eukaryota; Fungi; Ascomycota; Eurotiomycetes; Eurotiales; Aspergillaceae.
AUGUCUGAGCCAUUCCCUUGGGAGAUUGGGGUUCACGAUGCCCAUUGUCACCCCACCGACACAAUGGCCUCGGUGUCCGACAUCCCGCACAUGAAAACCGCAACACUGACGAUCAUGGCCACACGCGGGGAUGACCAGGAUCUUGUACAACAGACAACCGAGUCUUGCUCCGCCCAAUCAAAAACUGAGCGCAUUGUCCCCUGCUUCGGCUGGCACCCAUGGUUCUCGCAUCAAAUCUCGAACGCAGCUUCAGCAGAGCCCCAAAAUAAGAGAGACCACUACGACAGUGUCCUGAUACCUUCACCAGCCGAUGACCAAGCUUUCAUCGACACACUUCCCGACCCUAAGCCCCUCUCCGAGCUCAUCUCCGAAACCCGAGCUCGACUUGAAAAGUUCCCCACCGCUCUUGUCGGCGAGAUCGGCCUGGACAGAUCAUUUAGAAUUCCUGGCCCAUGGACUGAUGAAGAAAUCGAGAAUCGCAAUGAUCAAGUCACGCCAGGCUCGCGUGAGGGCCGCCGCCUUUCCCACUAUCGCGUGAAACCAGAGCACCAACGCUUAAUCUUAAAAGCGCAACUCCAAUUAGCAGGGGAGAUGAACCGGGCUGUCUCAGUACACAGCGUGCAAGCGCACGGCGCCGUCGUGGAUGUCUUGAAAGAAGUGUGGGCAGGUCAUGAGCGCGUCAUUCUUUCACGACGCAAAAGAGACAGGCAACGAGAUGCGGAGGGGGUAUUCGAGGAGGAGGAAGACAUAGCUUCGACGCCGAAGCCCUUCCCGCCUCGCAUUUGCAUGCACUCCUACUCUGGCUCGGUAGACCCCAUUCGCCAGCUGAUGCACAAGUCCAAUCCGUCUGAUGUUUACUUCUCGUUCUCGAAUUUGAUCAAUUUCAAUGGUGCGCCAGCAAGGAAGAUCGCUGACGUUGUGAAAGCUCUACCCGAGAAUAGGAUCCUGAUUGAGAGCGACCUCCACAAGGCUGGUGAUGAGCUGGAUGAAUUGAUGGAAAAGGUGGCAAGGGAUAUCUGUAAAUUACGUGGAUGGGAGCUGAGGCAUGGUGUUCAGUUGCUAGCUGAUAACUGGCGACGGUUUGUUUAUGGCUAG